AUGGAGGGGUGGACGGGUAUCAAGUCGUGCCAGAGACUCUGCCGUCCUUUUAUGGAAAGAGUACCCAAGAUCAGAGGAGCUCAGAGGAGCGCAGGGGAAGGGCCGCUCCAGAAAGGGUGGGUGGAGAGAGCUCGAAAGAAAGAACGAGGCGAGAGGGAGGCAGCAGGACGUGGCAGCCGAGAGCGAGGCGGCGAUGCUCACUCAAGUUGGUCAACAAUGGGACAAUGGGACCGUAAACACAAGCAACGUGAAUGGAUGUAUCGGUGCACUCAAUCAGGUGGGAGGAAAUACGACAAGCUUGCUGCACGACAAUCCGGGCGGUAA
This is a messenger RNA of Sporothrix schenckii 1099-18, 324 nucleotides long. RefSeq lists its product as uncharacterized. The record is from RefSeq and is a predicted model, not a curated record. NCBI's taxonomy places the organism in Eukaryota, Fungi, Ascomycota, Sordariomycetes, Ophiostomatales, Ophiostomataceae. The transcript has a single exon. The coding region runs from base 1 to 324 and encodes 107 amino acids.